AUGUUAGAGUUGAGCCAUGUUAUUUCUUUAUGGGGCAUUUCUUCUGAAGCCUCUCGUGGAGGGAAGAGGGAGCAGCUGGACGAGCCAAAACUUCUCGAAGAGAAUGGCAGCUUCUUUCCAGUUGUGAUCGCUCCUUUUCUAACAAUCUAUGCAGCACUAAUGGUGAUAAUUGGACGUCGAGAGAUUCAACAGGAAGUUGAUCAGAAGCAGUUAGCCUUGAAGCACGUGAAUCCCUAUGACAAGAAGAUAGACAUCGAGAAGGAAUCAGCCAAAAAACCAGGAGUUCUCGAUGUCUAUUGUAGCUUAAUCUCCAAUAAAAUCUUCUCAUCCGCUGUAAUAGCAGGUCUAGCUGUGUACUGGUACAUUUCGAUUAUUGGAACCCUUAAUAUCAAAGCUGAGCUUACCCCAAGUAAGCUGUUCCUAGCUGACUCGGAUUUGGCCACGGUUGAUAUUUUCGAAGCUCGUAGAAACUUCAUUACUCCUUACUACAGUGUGUGCUGGAUCCUCGUCGAAAAGCCUGGCGAUGUUAUGAAUCAGACCCAAGCACGACGAAUUCAUCGAAUGGUUUCAGAUUUUGAAAAUCUACCGAAUUCCGUUGGUCAAUACUCGACGAAAUUCUGGAUGAGAGAUUAUGACGAUUUUCGACGACAAGCUGAAGAGCUCGAUAUUCCAGAAGAAUUUGCCGAAGAACCAGAAGUUGCUAUCGAGUUUUCGCAUAAUGGAAGCGCUCUCGUGCCUGCCAAAUCCACCUCUGAGGGUAACGAAUUGAAACAAUUCUUGGAGUGGCCGGAAUUUUCAUUUUGGAAAGGGUUUAUACAACUCGAGCAUGUCAAGGAGAGCCUUGAAACCAGCAGUUAUUAUCAACAGUGUGAUUUCAGCAACGAAUACAAAGUAACUCGAUUCUUCUUUACCACCGCAUUUCAUGGUGAAGAUCUCAAUGAAUGGUCUAAUAGAGCACGUCUUCUGAAUCAGUGGCGAAAUCUUGCCGACAAUUAUUCCGAUCUCGGUGUUUCGAUCUAUGAGGAAGAUGCUAAGUUCCUGGAUCUCAUCGAAACUAUGGUUCCAGUUGCUACACAGUCAGCCUUCUUUACCUUUAUCUCAAUGUUCAUCGUCGCUGCGCUAUUCAUCUCACAUCCUCCAACAUUAUUCGUUGCUACAUUCAGUAUCCUCAGCACGAGCAUAGGAGUGUUCGGAAUUAUGUCCUUUAGAGGAGCUGAACUCGAUCCGAUAAUGAUGUCAGCCACGGUGAUGAGUAUCGGCUUCUCCGUCGACAUCCCGUCACACAUCGCUUACCAUUACUACCAAACAGGUUGGCAAGGAAUCAAAAAGUGUGCGGGAUCGGUUGGAGAGAACUAUCGCCUCUGUUGGAUUUCCUAUCCUACAGGCGUCAAUAUCGACGAUUCUAUGCGUACUCAGCUUGUUUUUCGUAAAACUGCACAUGUCACA
This is a messenger RNA of Strongylus vulgaris, 1446 nucleotides long. The record is from the annotation of a GenBank genome assembly. Lineage: Eukaryota; Metazoa; Nematoda; Chromadorea; Rhabditida; Strongylidae.